This is a messenger RNA of Chelmon rostratus (copperband butterflyfish), 1131 nucleotides long. Its product is annotated as 4-galactosyl-N-acetylglucosaminide 3-alpha-L-fucosyltransferase 9-like. The transcript has 2 exons. NCBI's taxonomy places the organism in Eukaryota, Metazoa, Chordata, Actinopteri, Chaetodontiformes, Chaetodontidae. Bases 40 to 1131 code for a protein of 363 amino acids. Gene Ontology annotation, cellular component: membrane. Gene Ontology annotation, molecular function: alpha-(1->3)-fucosyltransferase activity. The record is from RefSeq and is a predicted model, not a curated record.
ACCAGAAAGAGACAUCCAGCCCUUAUACUCUAUGGAAAGAUGUUUCCAGCAGCUUCCAAGAAAGCACUGCGCUUUGCAGAGAUAGCUGCUCUGGGCCUUAUCUGCUCUGUUCUUGUAUUCUUUCUGUAUUUUGAGCCUCUGUCUCCUGUUUGCCCAUCUGUGCCUACGUUAGAUGAUGAGGGAAGUUAUAAAGGUCUGGAUCCAAGUGAAAAGCCUAUAGUCCUGCUGUGGUUCUGGCCUCUUGAUGUGAAGUUUGAUUUCAGAGUUUGCUCUACCUACUUCAACGUUGACAGCUGCGUUCUGACAGAUGACAGAUCCCUCUACAGUGAAGCACAGGGAGUCAUUUUCUUCCACAAAGCCAUAGACUGGUAUUUGCGGAACAUGCCAAAGGCUCCACGUCCUGCUUUCCAGAAGUGGAUCUGGUUCAAUGUGGAAUCCCCCACGAACACGGCGAAGAAACCAGGUCUGGACAACCUGUUCAACUUAACGCUGAGCUACAGGAGAGAUGCUGACAUCACGGUGAGGAAUGAGCUCACUAUCAGGGAAAGGGAAAUGAACGACUUUGUUCUGCCUAAGAAAGACAAACUGGUGUGUUGGAUCGUCAGUAACAACAACCCAGCCACAGGAACAGCUGUGAGAGAAAGAUAUUAUCGUGAACUGUCCAAACACAUUAAGAUCCACGUCUUUGGUGCAGCUUUCGCGGGACAGCAUUUGCGCUUCGAGGACUAUUACUCAACCAUCGCUAGCUGUAAGUUUUACCUCUCAUUUGAGAACUCGAUCCACAGAGACUACAUCACAGAGAAGGUUAACGGGCCCCUUGUAGCAGGGACCGUCCCUGUGGUUUUGGGUCCCCCCAGAGAAAACUACGAGCAGUUCCUUCCCUCUGACGCCUUUAUUCACAUUAAUGACUUCCCUGACGCCAAGUCACUGGCAGAGUUGCUGCUGCUCUUGGACAGAGAGGAUGAGGCGUACAUGCGUUACUUUGAGUGGAGGAAGUUCUACACGGCUACUCCUCACCUCCUGUCAACAAGCAACGAAUUCAUUCACCCCAUCUGCCUCGCCUGCGACCACAUGUCAAGAGACAGGGAUUUCCACGUCGUUCAUGACAUGUAUACGUGGUACUUUUCAUGA